GCUCCAGUAAUGGGAACCCACCAGAGAGAUGUCCCCGUCCUCUGUAUUCCCGGGAUUCCACACAGGAAGAUCAAGCGAUCCCUUACUAUGAUCAGCGAAAGGCAACGAUCGAUGUAAAAGCGGAGGUUAAAAGGGAACAACCGGAUGUGAUGGGUGAUCAGAGGUCUGCAGAGGAGGUUGGGAUGGUGAUGGAAGUUAAGGAAGAGGAACCUUCUCUAGAUAUCAGCACAGGCUGAGGACAUGAUGGACAUAAAAGUGGAAGUCAAAGAGGAAGAAGAAGAAACGUCUAUUAGUGGUGAUCUGCUCCCUAUGGAAGAAGAAGAGGAUGAGGAGGAGGAAGAGGAUGAUGAGGAGGAGGAAGAGAAGGAGGUGGUGAAUGUGAUCAUUAAAGAUGAGGAGACUUCUCUAAAUAUCAGCACUGAUGGAGAGUAUGUCUGGAAUACUUCAGAGGAACAUCAUGACUUAGUUUCGGAUUACAAAUCGGAGGGUUGUUCCAAGUCUCAGUAUUCUCGAGAAGCUAAGCCUGCUACUCUAAAUAUAGAGGACAAACCUUAUCACGAUAACAGAUCAACAGGUCCCUCUAAUUCUGAGGAAUCUUCUGGAAAAUUCAAUUCUUCUACCCAAAAUAUCCAUCUGGAACAACCUUCUAAGCCACGUACUGCUCAACACAGCGAGAAGAUCUUUUCCUGUUCGGAGUGUGAUAAAUAUUUCACGAGGAAGGCACAUCUCAUCAGACAUCAGAAUAAUCACUCCGGAGUGCGACCCUUUCCGUGUCCGGAGUGCGGGAAAUCUUUCAGGGACAAAUGGAGCCUUGUCCUACACCAGAGGGUCCACAAGGACGAGAGACCUUUUCCGUGCUCUGAGUGCGGUCAGAGCUUUAAAUGGAAAUCUUAUCUCGUGACGCAUCUCAAAGCCCACAGGGGUGAGACUCCUUUUUCGUGUUCCGAGUGCGGGAAGUCUUUCAAAGAAAAGAAAGCCUUCGUAAUACACCAGCGAGUCCACACGGGGGAAAUGCCAUAUUCUUGUACGGUGUGCGGGAAGAGUUACACUCGGAAGGAUAGUCUGAUCACACACCAGCGCACCCACACGGGUGAAAUGCCGUAUACUUGUACAGAGUGCGGUAAGGGUUUCACGCGGAAACAAACGCUCCUCAAACACCAUCGAACUCACACAGGGGAGCGCCCGUAUACCUGUCCAGAGUGCGGCAAAUGCUUCACCCAGAAAUUCUGCCUUGACCAACAUCGGAAAAUCCACUUAGACAAGAAGGCCUUCUCCUGCUUGCAGAGCGACCGAUCGUCGACAACAGAGCUUCAGGCACAACGGAACGUUCCCAACAGCGAGAAACUCUUCAUGUGCUUAGAGUGCGAUUAUGUAUUUAUAUCCAAGGCCCAACUCCUUAUACAUCGGAGGGUUCACACCGGAGAGAAACCCUUUUCCUGCGCCGAGUGCGGCAAAUGCUUUUCACAGAAAGGAAGCCUCAACACCCAUUUGAAAUGUCACACCGGCGAGAAGCCCUUCACCUGUUCGGAGUGCGGGAGGUGUUUUAUACAGAAGGGACAGCUCCUUACGCACCAGAGAAGGCACACGGCGCAGCGUCCUUAUGCCUGCUCGGAGUGCGACAAGGCGUUCAAAGUAAAAUACGAACUCCUUCAACACCAGAGGUUCCACACCGGGGAGAAGAUCUCCUCCUGUGGACGGUGCGGGAAAUGCUUCAUAAAGAAGUCACAACUGAUUGUACACGAGAGGGGUCACACUGGCGAGAGGCCUUUUUCAUGUCCCCAUUGCGGGAAACGUUUUGCGCAAAAAGGUCACCUCAAUAAUCACAUGAAAGUGCACACUGAGGAGAAGUCACUUUCCUGCUGUGAGGGGACGGGUAACACCGAAAGUGGAUCUAAUUCAACAUGAAAGAACCCAAGCCUGCUGGAGAUGACGACAAACGUAUGGGGGUGUUUUGUAGGACUUACUAAGAGCUGUUGGGUAUUAAAGGUGACUCGUAACAUAAUACAAUCCCUUGCCUCCUUUGCAUCCCACAAUACAGUCCCUAGUCCCUUCUCCGUGACUCAUUCUGUAAUCUGAUCUCCCUUUAGUCCUGUUUUAUAAUAAAGCUGAAUAAUGAGUUAGAGAAAAUGCUUGUUAUCACUUAAAGCACACAUCCUACUGACUAUGGUGUGUAUAUAUAUUAAAAAAAAUGUUUAACAAC
Rana temporaria (common frog) is the source of this 2200-nucleotide messenger RNA. RefSeq names its product gastrula zinc finger protein XlCGF57.1-like. The record is from RefSeq and is a predicted model, not a curated record. Gene Ontology annotation, cellular component: nucleus. Lineage: Eukaryota; Metazoa; Chordata; Amphibia; Anura; Ranidae. The transcript is spliced from 4 exons. Gene Ontology annotation, molecular function: DNA-binding transcription activator activity, RNA polymerase II-specific; RNA polymerase II cis-regulatory region sequence-specific DNA binding. The coding region runs from base 241 to 1905 and encodes 554 amino acids. Gene Ontology annotation, biological process: regulation of transcription by RNA polymerase II.